Kockovaella imperatae is the source of this 1002-nucleotide messenger RNA. RefSeq lists its product as hypothetical. The transcript is spliced from 6 exons. Bases 1 to 1002 code for a protein of 333 amino acids. Lineage: Eukaryota; Fungi; Basidiomycota; Tremellomycetes; Tremellales; Cuniculitremaceae. Gene Ontology annotation, molecular function: oxidoreductase activity, acting on the CH-OH group of donors, NAD or NADP as acceptor; transcription corepressor activity; NAD binding. The record is from RefSeq and is a predicted model, not a curated record.
AUGUCCUCGGAGCUGUGGAAUGCAAAACGCCCUCAACCGUUCAAGCUGAUCCAAUACCACCUCGCAGUAUCUCAGCCGCUAUCCACGGUCCCCGACGAGGUCUGCGCAGAGGUCCACGGGAUACUCAUCGUUCGACACUAUCUCACCGCAGAUGACCUCGUCCGCUUUCCCAAGCUAAGGUGCGUCGUCCGAACAGGUGUCGGAUACGACCGACUCGACCGGAAAGCUCUCGCGGCGGCCGGUGUCAAAGUCGCCAAUGUGCCAGACUAUGGCACCACCGAAGUCGCAGACCACGCUCUCGCCAUGGCUCUAUCCCUCCGUCGUGGGAUCAUUCUCCAGCACGAUGCUCAGCGUCUUCCUGGAGCCGAAUGGAAGCCUCUCAAUGGCCCCCCUGGGAUUCCUCUCAGCGGACCUAUCGUUCACCGUCCCACUGGCAAGACAUGGGCAUGUCUCGGUCUUGGACGAAUCGGUAUCGCCGCUGCGCUCCGAGCCAAAACGUUCGGCUACAGGGUGGUGUUCUACGACCCCUUUCUCCCCAACGGUCUAGACAGAGCCCUAGGCAUCACCCGACUCUUCUCCCUGACCGAGCUCUUCUCCCAAGCCGAUGUCAUCUCCCUCCACUGCGCUCACACACCCGAGACCCACCUCGUCGUCAACGACACGACGCUGGCGCUCCUUCCACCCGGCGCGAUCCUGAUCAACGUGUCGAGAGGCGAGUGUGUGAGCCUUGACGCGGUAGAACGAGCGCUACGGAGAGGUCGACUGACAGCAGCUGGCCUCGACGUGUUGGAGACCGAACCGAUAGUCGAUCCCCCUCCACCGCUGAUCCAAGCUUACCGCGCGUCUGAGCCCUGGCUCAUGGGCCGACUGAUCAUCACCCCUCACUGUGCCUUCUUCUCCGACGAGGCUGUCAGGGAUAUCCAGAUCAAAUCCACCGAGACCAUGCGAGAUAUCCUGUUUGACAAUCUAGACACCAACGUCAUAGACCCGUCGUCGUGGUAG